AGGGAAAAGCCCUUCAGGUGCUUGGAAUGUGGGAAGAGCUUCAGGAAGAGCCCCGACCUGCUCCGACACCAGCACAUCCACACUGGGGAACGUCCCUACAGGUGUGGGGAAUGUGGGAAGAGCUUCAGGACCAACUCCACCCUGAUCCAGCACCGUCGCAUCCACACUGGGGAACGGCCCUAUUCGUGUGGCGAAUGUGGGAAGAGCUUCAGGCAGAGCUCCCACCUGGUCCAACACCAGCAAAUCCACACUGGGAAACGGCCCUACACGUACAGGGAAUGUGGAAAAAGCUUCAGUAACAGCUCCAACCUUCUCACCCACCAGCACAUCCACAGUGGAGAACAGCUCUACAUAUGUGGGGAAUGUGGGAAGAGCUUCAACCGAAACUCCAAGCUGAUCCGACACCAGCGCAUCCACACUGGGGAACGUCCCUACACGUGUGGGGAAUGUGGGAAGAGCUUCAGUCACAGCUCCACCCUCCGCACCCACCAGUACAUACACACUGGGGAACGUCCCUACACGUGUGGAGAAUGUGGGAAGAGCUUCAGGUACAGCUCCACCCUCCGCACCCACCAGCGCAUCCACACUGGGGAACGGCCCUACACGUGUGUGGAAUGUGGCGAGGGCUUCAACAAAAGCUCCAAGCUGAUCCGACACCAGCACAUCCACACUGGGGAACGUCCCUACACGUGUGGGGAAUGUGGGAAGAGCUUCAGGGACAGCUCCACCCUCCGCACCCACCAGUACCUACACACUGGGGAACGGCCCUAUACAUGCGGGCAAUGUGGGAAGAGCUUCACGAAGAGCUCCCACCUCCUCAUCCAUCAGCGUAUCCACACUGGGGAACGGCCCUACAAGUGCUUGGAAUGUGGGAAGACGUUUCAGCAAAGCGCACAU
This is a messenger RNA of Neopelma chrysocephalum (saffron-crested tyrant-manakin), 897 nucleotides long. Its product is annotated as zinc finger protein 551-like. The record is from RefSeq and is a predicted model, not a curated record. The transcript is spliced from 2 exons. The annotation marks the transcript as partial. Lineage: Eukaryota; Metazoa; Chordata; Aves; Passeriformes; Pipridae.